CUCUCUCUCUCUCACAGUGCUAUCCUUUUCGCUAGAAGGAAGGCAACCUCAGCAAAAGCUCCCAUCUGAAACUUCUUUCAACACUAUUGGAGCUUCGACACACACCUCUCUCCCUCUAACUCUUUCUUCUAAUUCAGCUCAUAAUCAGCAGCUCCUGUCUUUCCGCCAUGUCUGAAGGCAAGAGCAAUCCUUACAACAGUUUUGAUCCUUUCAACUACAGUUUCUCCCCCUUCCUUACCCCUAAUGAUAGUAACUAUCCCUUCUUCCACAAUAAUCAUCCUCAGCAACAACACCCGCUACAAGCUACACAGGAUCGUCCAUCAGCUCCCUCGAACUCCACAUUCCGAGCCUUCUUAGAUGGUUCCAUGGAUUACAGCACUCUCGAGAGAGACUUUGACAUGUCUUGUUGCUCAUCCUCUGAAGUAAUCAGCACCGAAGGUUCGAGAAAGGGUGCAUCGAUCUUGAGCGAGAGUAACAACCAGUCAACCCCUAAUAAUUCCUCAUCGGCCCUGUCUUCAUCGUCUGAAGAGAUGGCGGCGGUUGGAUCGGAAGACAAAGACAAGGGCAAGAUCAUCCAAGAUGAGCAAUCAACAGGAUGUCACGGAGAUCAUGACCAAGAAGAGAAGUCUAAAAAAGGGGACAAAUUAAAGAAGAAAGAGAAGCGCCCGAGGCAGCCUCGGUUUGCUUUCUUGACAAAGAGCGAGAUCGAUAAUCUUGAAGAUGGAUAUAGGUGGAGAAAAUAUGGACAAAAAGCAGUUAAAAAUAGCCCUUACCCAAGAAGUUACUACCGGUGCACUAGCCAAGGAUGCACAGUCAAGAAGCGAGUCGAAAGAUCAUUCCAAGACCCCACGAUUGUGGUCACAACAUACGAAGGCCAACAUACUCAUCAUAGCCCCGCGACUCUUCGGGCCAGUAACUUUGCCGGAAUGUUAAUGCCUCCAAAUUUGCGAUCAACAUGUCUAAUGGAGCCACCUUACUUUCAGCAAGAGUUAUUGGCUCAGCUACUCCAAAUGGAAAACAAUCCCCAAGAAGACCCGAUGUCCAAAAUCUACCAAAACUUGGACCCUGAACUCCAAUUCCGACUUCCUUGAGAAUCUAUAUUCUUUCGUAGCGAGCUGGGAGCGCAUAGUCGCAAAGAGACCACAUUUGAGGACUCCUAAUCUCAUGUUGCUUCGUAAUUGUAUUGCAAUAUUAUUGACAUACUAAUGUGCCCGUAUUAUUCCUAUGUAAAGCAGUCCAUUGUUAUAUGUUCUUGAACUGUGUUUGAUAUGGUGAAAAACCAGCUUCUGAUGGUGUAGAGAUCAAA
Rhodamnia argentea is the source of this 1306-nucleotide messenger RNA. Its product is annotated as WRKY transcription factor 71-like. Lineage: Eukaryota; Viridiplantae; Streptophyta; Magnoliopsida; Myrtales; Myrtaceae. Gene Ontology annotation, molecular function: sequence-specific DNA binding; DNA-binding transcription factor activity. The record is from RefSeq and is a predicted model, not a curated record. The transcript is spliced from 3 exons. Gene Ontology annotation, biological process: regulation of DNA-templated transcription. Bases 168 to 1091 code for a protein of 307 amino acids.